This is a messenger RNA of Halichondria panicea, 1008 nucleotides long. RefSeq lists its product as uncharacterized. Bases 1 to 567 code for a protein of 188 amino acids. The transcript is spliced from 6 exons. The record is from RefSeq and is a predicted model, not a curated record. Gene Ontology annotation, molecular function: protein binding. Lineage: Eukaryota; Metazoa; Porifera; Demospongiae; Suberitida; Halichondriidae. Gene Ontology annotation, biological process: signal transduction.
AUGGUUCCAAGCUUUGCCUCGAUCCUCACACCUGGAGUGGAUCCCUGCUUUAUCUGCACACGAAAAAUAUAUCUGAGCCUCCACCAAGAAUGCUGGUUUGCAAAAGAAGUCAGCCUGGGAGAUGAUGUUACUCUCCUUGCCCUGCCCUUUGCUGAGGACCUAGAGCCAAGCCUCUCCUUCAAGUGGAGGAAGAGAAGUCCGAGACUUAGCGCUUCUAAUAAAAUUUUUACAGAGGAUACCUCCAGCUCUGAAACUGAUCUGCUGUUUACGGAUGUGAAGGAAGUGAUCAAAGAGAUACGCUCUGACUGGUACAGCCUGGCUAUAGAACUGGAUAUUGACUAUGCAACUAGGAAGAGUCUUGAGAAGGACUAUCGAUGGGUUGAGCCGUGCUUUGAGGCCAUGCUGACACACUGGGUGAAGCGCUCCUCUCCUCCCGCCUCCUGGUCUGCCCUUGUUAGAGCACUAGAGUCUCCGGCCAUUGCUCGUGGAGACAUUGCAACAAGCAUUAAGACAAAAGAUACCAGCAACACCUCCGAAAUUUGCUUUCUCACCCACUACAUGUGGUAAAUCUAUAUACAUGUACACAGUGGAUCGAGGUACAUUUUAGCUGAAAAUUAGUCAAUACACACAGUUUACUUCUUUGAAAUUUUGAUGCGGUGUCUCUCCCUUCCAGAGCGACUGAGUGUGAAUCAUCAUUUGAGGGUAGUGAGGACAGCUGCCUGGGAGGUGAGGGGAACAUGGCGUCCUUUGGGAGUGCAGUUGGGUGUCAAUGAGGGGACACUAGAUGCCAUCAAGAGGGACUAUCAGAAUGAGUCUGGUGUGUGUUUCACUAAACUACUGGAGCAAUGGUUGACACGAUCCACCCCCGCCCCCACACUAGGAGCACUCAUCCAUGCACUCAAGUCUCCUGUUAUUAGUCGUGGAGACUUUGCCAAAGAAAUAGAGCAUAAACUAACCUGAUCAUAAUAAUUAUAGACGUGUGUCAUAACUGUUACAGUAUAUAGCUAG